UUUAAUACCUAAACCUUUUCCCUUGACUGGUAUGGAGGUCACUUUACCUAUAAAUGAGGCGUAUGGUGGAUUAAAUCCUGAUGAAUUAGUGGAAUAUGCGUUUAAACCUGCUGACUUUAGAUUAUUUUAUGAUGAAAAUAAUGUUAGGAACAUGUCUCUUUUAUGGUCUCAAGCUGCUGCUUUAAUUGGAAGGAAAAAUCCUGCUUCUGAUGGAUGCGCCAGAAUUUAUAAUAGAUUUAUUACAAAAAAAACCAAUAAUUUUAGUUAUGCAGACGUUAAAGACUGUUAUGAAGGAAUUCCAUUUAAUAACACAAUUGCUUCCGAGAUAAUCGAAACAAUAAUUAGACUACUUGAUGGAUUCUAUCCAUUUUUAAAUAAAGCAAAAGAGCCACCACAACCUGGAUUUAGCUUUAAAUCAAUGGAUAUAUUAGCUGCAUUAGAACGUUUGAAGAAAGAAUUUAUACAAUUUUAUACAGAUUGUUUUUCGACAUUUACUUUUCACACAAAUAUUACAUUAUAUUCCGUUGUUAAUGAUGAUGGUGAACAGAAAAUUAAAGUCUUUAAUGAUACUAUUGACUCAUCUAAUGUUGACUGCGAAGUAACUCAUAUUAAUGGUCGUCAGGCAAUUAGUGUGAUUCUUGAAUUUGCCCAAGAUUCAGUUUUUUCAUCAAGAGAUAUUGGCGUGAGAUUUAAUACAGCACUUGAUCUUGUUUAUUUAGAAUAUUCUUUUUCUGUACGAACUGAAUUACCAAGAGCACCAAGUAUAAUUUACACACUUAAAUGUGAUAAUCAAGCCAGAAGUUUUAAUGUUACAAGAAAUUGGAUCGCUUUUAGUACUCCCUCACUUUUAAAUAGAUUCCAUAAUUCAAAAACCUAUUUUACUAAUAUAUGCAAUGCUACGAAAGAAAAUAAACCAAUAUCUUACAGUCAUGGACUUGGUGAAAUUAAAAGAUCAUUUAAUAAUAUUCAUAAUAUAAUAGCAAAACAAACUGAAAGCAUAGCUAUUAUAAAACUUAUUGAUGAUUUUAUUGUCUUUGUUAAAGAACAAGACUUUGGUGUUGUUAUAAUCUUGACAGAACAUUAUGCCAAUGUGCAAAACAAAGAUGGUAGCAUUAAUUUCGCGUUGUUAGCUAAUAUAAUUCAAGGAUUUAAAGAUUUAGCAAAUACAGGCAUUGUUCUUGACUUGUCAAAUAAUCUUGGCGGAUAUGUUUUAAUUACCGUGUUUAUCAAUUUGCUUUUAUUCCCUAACUCAUAUCCUACUUUCAAUUAUGAUUUUCGGAUUACUGAACCAAUGAGACUCGCAAUUACCGAACAAUUUAAACUUGCAACUCCAAAUAAUAUUUUUGAUAUGAGUGAUUAUGCUAAUGCAAUAGCUCAUGCUAAUUUCACGAGUGCUAAUGAUAUUUUCGGCAAUAAUAUUUUUAAUCGUGGUGGAAUUAUUGAAAAUUAUUCAAAAAAACUCGCUAUUGCUGAAGUUUAUUUAGAUCUUUUUAGCAAAUUUAUUCAAAACUUAACAACCCCACUUCCUUGGAAACCUGAAGAUUAUAUUAUUUUAACGAAUGGUUUAUGUGGAUCUGCAUGCGCAAUGAUCGCUCAACAUGCUGUUGAAUUUAAUAAUGUGUCUACUGUAUCAGUUGGUGGAAUUGCAAGUAUUCCCUUAUUAUCUUAUUCUUCAUUUCCUGGUGGUUUUGUUACUACCUCAGAUGAAAUAUUAAAUUCCUUAGAUAAAUUAGGAUUGCAAAAUAAUACAAUAAUGCCUAGGCGAUUUCCUUUAACAAGAAUGAACCUUUUUACUGAAACUUAUAGUAAACUAAAUUCUGAUAAAUUAUUAGAUUAUGAAUUUAGACCAGCUGAUUUUAGAUUGUUUUAUAAUGAAAAAAAUAUUAGAAACAUUACUUUAUUAUGGUCUCAGGCCGCUGCUUUAAUUGGAAAAAAAAAUUAA
Racocetra persica is the source of this 1942-nucleotide messenger RNA. NCBI's taxonomy places the organism in Eukaryota, Fungi, Glomeromycota, Glomeromycetes, Diversisporales, Gigasporaceae. The record is from the annotation of a GenBank genome assembly.